This is a messenger RNA of Thermothelomyces thermophilus ATCC 42464, 1082 nucleotides long. RefSeq lists its product as uncharacterized. Gene Ontology annotation, molecular function: RNA binding. Bases 229 to 831 code for a protein of 200 amino acids. Gene Ontology annotation, cellular component: cytoplasm; exon-exon junction complex. The record is from RefSeq and is a predicted model, not a curated record. Gene Ontology annotation, biological process: exon-exon junction complex disassembly. Lineage: Eukaryota; Fungi; Ascomycota; Sordariomycetes; Sordariales; Chaetomiaceae. The transcript has a single exon.
ACUUCUGGAGUCGAAACGAAAACGUGCGUGUGAAAUUGGGAGCUUACCAGGAAAGGAUCACGACAACUCGCUCGACCCGCUCUGCUAAAGUCUAGCAGUACUGGUGGUUUACAGAUCUCGCAAAUAAAGGACGGGUCAUAUUUCAGCUUACCUGCAACACACGCACACGGCUCUUCUUGCUUUGCGCGCCCAAUUGCGCUCUCUAGCACAUCCCGACCCCGCAUCGUCAUGUCUACACGACCGACGGCGUCGGGCAUCGUGACCGACGAGGUGAGCGGCGAGCGGAUCAUUCCCGCAUCCAAAAGAGCCGACGGUAGCACCAGGAAAGCCAUCAAGAUCCGCCCGGGCUACAGGCCGCCCGAAGAUGUCGAAGUCUACAGGAACCAGGCCGCCGAGACCUACCGCAACCGAGGCAAGGGGCCCGUUCCCGGCGCAGAGGGCCUGAAAGACGACAAGCCGGCAGCGCAGUCGUCUUCUGCCGCAGCAAGCAAGAAUGCCAAGCGGCGCGAGGCCCGGAAGAGGGCCAAGGCCGCUGAAGAAGUCCAAGGGCAUUCAAGCCCUGCAACAGAGCCCAAGAAGGAGGAAGUCGAUCCGGAGGCUGAGAAGGAGAAGAAAGUGCGGAAUCUGAAAAAGAAGCUCAGACAGGCAAAAGAACUCAAGGAGAAGAAGGAGACGGGUCAGUCGCUGCUGCCGGAGCAGAUCGCCAAGGUGAUCAAGAUCAAUGAGCUUAUCCGGGAACUUGACGCGCUUGGUUUCGAUGCCGAUGGCGAACCCAAGAAAAAGGCGGAAGAUACCGCGGCGGACACCGAGGCGAAGGAGGCCGCCGACUGAGGGAAUGAAUCUCAACGAGGAACAACAUUGUUUUGGCUCCUGUUCCCGGAUAUUCGUCCAUGGUCACCUCUCAAUCGCGCCUUGAGAGUCACGGCCGUUACCUGCUAGCCCUGCCUAGACCUGGUACCUUGGCCCAUCCUAUUGAAAGAGCAGGGCCCAGGUCGUCGGACUCGCAAAGGCGAAGAGAAGCGCCGAGAUGAUCAGGUUCUCCCGGCGCAAGUUGCGGUAGACGGCAAGUUGGGGAGGCCGGG